CACUCGAGAGACAGCUGGGGCCGGCCCCUAGGCUGCGAGAAGGAGCCGGGCACUCCUUGUGGCGCGGCCUCCGCCGACUUGGCGGCGGCGACGGCGCUCGGGUGUCGGCGGAACCCAUGCGCGAGGCCGCUGUUGCAGCUCGGCGCGGGGCCGCAGGGGGGCGGACGCGUGUGCGCUUGCGUGGCGGCCCUUCCGGCCCGGGCAGAGGCAGGAGCAGCUUCUGGAAGUGCAGGAACGUGGCGUGUGGAUCCCUUGGCGACUCCAGUCGAGUAACCGUGCGGGAUACCUUGUAGGCGGGUUGAAGCCUGGCCCCGGACUCCACCCGCCGCUGGCGCUAGGAGAAGAGCGGGAACCUCCUGGGCUGGGUGUCCUCAGCUUGGCCCUCAGCCAGCGGCGCUGAAAAAGAUACGGGGGAUAGGGGUUGGUGAGGAGAUGCAGGUGAAGUAGGUUUCUUUACAGAUCCAGCGCCUUUAAACCCUGCGUACACUUUUUUAAAAAUGAAGAAAUUAAAGCUUAAGGAACUAGAGAGUCGCCUGCAACAAGUGGAUGGAUUCGAAAAGCCCAAGCUCCUUCUAGAACAGUAUCCUACCAGGCCGCACAUUGCAGAUAACAAUCAGUUGUUUCAAACCCAGUGUGUAACACACACAAUAGUUGUGCUAGUUCUUUGAGAUACUAUCUCCAAAGACAUUAACACCUGCAGCAGUAAUCAACAGCACAGUUGACAUCCCUGUAAUUGUGUGUUCUGAUAAAACCUCUGGAUCCUGGGGCAUCAGUGAUGGCCAGCAACCUUUGCAUGUAUGCUCUAUACAAUCCAUAAUACAUAUGAUGACAUUGAAAAUAAAGUGGUUGCAGAUCUAGGAUGUGGUUGUGGAGUGCUUAGCAUUGGAACUGCAAUGCUAGGAGCAGGGUUGUGUGUUGGAUUUGACAUAGAUGAAGAUGCAUUGGAAAUAUUUAAUAGGAAUGUAGAAGAGUUUGAGUUAACAAAUGUAGACAUGGUUCAAUGUGAUGUAUGCUCAUUAUCUAACAGAAUGGCCAAAUCAUUUGAUACAGUAAUUAUGAAUCCUCCCUUUGGGACCAAAAAUAAUAAAGGGACAGAUAUGGCAUUUCUGAAGACUGCUUUGGAAAUGGCAAGAACCGCAGUAUAUUCUUUACACAAAUCCUCAACUAGAGAACAUAUUCAAAAGAAAGCUGCAGAGUGGAAGGUCAAGAUAGAUAUUAUUGCAGAGCUGCGAUACGACCUGCCAGCAUCAUACAAGUUUCAUAAAAAAAAAUCAGUAAGUCUCUUGAUUCUGGUUUAUCCACAUUCAGUACUGAAACACUUCACAAUAAGUAAUUAUUUCUAAUGUUAUCAAGUUGCUUGAGUAAAUACAGAAAGCCAGCAUAGAAGAUAAAUAUUUAACUAAAACAGAAUGGGCCUAUAAUCACAACAGCCAAUAUGCUGGUAAAUUAAAAAAAAAAAAAAAAAAAAACUUAGUUUAUUUUUAUGCAGUAUACAUUUUAUUACUUUGUAUUAAUACAUUCUCAUAUUACAAAGGCAACUUAAUGGAAGAAUGUUUCUUUUGAUAGUUGAAUAAUCCAAAAGAACACAAACAGAACUGCACGUUAAAAAACAUAUUUCAAUAACAAAAGACAAGUUCAACAACAACAACAAAAAAAUCUUCUUUCUUACAGGUAGACAUCGAAGUGGAUCUAAUUCGGUUUUCUUUUUAACAGCCUCCAAAGACAAAAGCAGCUUAAAAUCUAAUUUAAAUGAAUAAAAAAUUUGUUUAUCAAA
Molecule: messenger RNA, 1774 nt
Organism: Bubalus bubalis (water buffalo)
Lineage: Eukaryota; Metazoa; Chordata; Mammalia; Artiodactyla; Bovidae
Gene: METTL5
Product: methyltransferase 5, N6-adenosine
Exons: 7
Coding region: 798-1343 (181 amino acids)
Biological process (GO): rRNA methylation
Molecular function (GO): rRNA (adenine-N6-)-methyltransferase activity; nucleic acid binding
Source: RefSeq, a predicted model, not a curated record